AAUAUGUCAUUUGUCAUUAGCAAUAGUAAGGUUAAGAGCAAGUUAAGAGAGAAAUUCACAAUUUUUCAUCUCAUAUACUAGGUAUCUUUUAUAAAUAUUCCCUUUAAUAAUUUAUGGCCUCAAUUUAGGCACAUUAAAAUAUUACUUCUUGUAUACACAUACUCUCAUUUAAAAAAAACAUACAAUCUUCUGUUUCCAGAGUCAUUGAAAGUGGUAUUCAAAAGUUUAAUAUAUAGAUAAUUAAUGUCCCAAGUUAAUAUGUUUAUAUAUUCUAUAAGAUGUGAACUUUUAAAAUCCACUUCUAUUAUAAGUUUACUAAGGCGUUGUUCUUCGCUUACAAGCAAUGCUAGAAACCUUGAGGUUCCUGAAUAUGAUACUAAGAUCUUAAAAGUUGGAAUUAUAGGCGUUCCUAAUGCAGGAAAAAGUACAUUAAUUAAUAAUUUAGUGAACAGAAUGGUUUGUCCGUCAUCAAGUAAAGCGCACACAACAAGAUCGAAGUCAAUGGCAAUAUAUACUGAACGCGACACUCAAGUUGUAUUUCUUGAUACGCCAGGAUUAGUUAGUGAAAAGGAACAGAAUCGAUACAAUCUUGAAAACUCAUUUAAAAGAGACACGAAAAAAGCAUUAAAAGAUGCAGAUAUGAUAGGUGUUAUUCAUGAUGUGUCCAAUAUAAGUAGAAGAGAAAGACUGGACCUAAAAAUUAUAAAAUUGCUCGAAUUUCAUAAAGAAAAACCUAGUUUUCUAAUUUUUAAUAAGGUAGACAUAUUAAAAUCAAAACGGAAGUUAUUGGACUUGACCAGAAUUAUAACAAAUAAUUGUAUAAGAGGGAAGCCUAUACCAGGUCAAAUAAAGUCAAAACAUUUAUCUUCAACAGAUAAAAUGAGAGGUUGGCCUAAUUUUGAGGAAAUAUUCAUGGUUUCAGCUUUAACAGGUGAUGGAUUAGCUGAAGUCAAAAAACAUUUGAUAGCGAAUGCAAAAUUAGGUAAAUGGAUGUUUCGUGAGGAAAUUUGGACAGAUCAAAGUGCUGAAAAUAUUAUUGUAACAUCAGUACGUGCCAAAUUAUUGGACUUUUUACCUCAAGAGAUUCCUUACGGUUUACAAACAGAAAUUGAAUAUUUUGAUGUAAAUGAUGAAGGGAUUAUUAAUACUGUUGUCCUUGUAAAAUGCCCAUCAGCUAGAAAAGCAAAAUUGAUAGCGGGUGUUUCAGAUGGGAAACUGAAACAGAUAACUCAAAGUGUACAGGAUGAUCUUCAAAAUGCUUUUCAAUGUAUUGUUACCAUAAAAAUAGUGUUGUAUCCUCCUUAUAAUGAAUAAAAUGUACUUAUUUUUUUAACAUGA
This is a messenger RNA of Sitophilus oryzae (rice weevil), 1338 nucleotides long. Its product is annotated as GTPase Era, mitochondrial. Bases 244 to 1314 code for a protein of 356 amino acids. Gene Ontology annotation, molecular function: ribosomal small subunit binding; rRNA binding; GTP binding. Gene Ontology annotation, cellular component: mitochondrial matrix. Gene Ontology annotation, biological process: ribosomal small subunit assembly. NCBI's taxonomy places the organism in Eukaryota, Metazoa, Arthropoda, Insecta, Coleoptera, Curculionidae. The record is from RefSeq and is a predicted model, not a curated record. The transcript has 6 exons.